This is a messenger RNA of Volvox carteri f. nagariensis, 477 nucleotides long. RefSeq lists its product as uncharacterized. The transcript has a single exon. NCBI's taxonomy places the organism in Eukaryota, Viridiplantae, Chlorophyta, Chlorophyceae, Chlamydomonadales, Volvocaceae. The coding region runs from base 1 to 477 and encodes 158 amino acids. The record is from RefSeq and is a predicted model, not a curated record.
AUGGCGCCUAAACAGCUUAAGCUUACUAGCCUUUUACCCAAGCUCGACACCAAUGCUUCCAUUGAGCUCAGGGCAGGCAUUACCAGCGUUCGAGUGGCGCCGGAGGUUGAGGCUGCAAGGACUGAGCGCGAGAAGGCACAUGCCGAUGAGAGGAUUGCAAAGCUUGCUGAAGCGGACGCUGAGGCCGGCAAGGCCAUCAUUGAGCAGGCCACGGCUCCUGGACACCAGCCAGUUGGCAGGCCCAGCAAUGCCAAGCCUUCCCUCGCGUCGCUGCUGCGCUGUUUGACCGGCGAACCGCUUCCCGUCCCCGAGCCCGCGCCGACUCCGAAGAACAAGAACAAGUGGGCUAAGGUGGCGCCUGUGCGUGGCAACUACGAAAAGCGCAGCGACGAGAUCAAGCGAAGCGUAAGCGCGCGAAGCGUGAGCACGCCCGCGGGACGCCCUGGAGCCGUCACCAAAAGUGUAUCACAACUGUAG